Molecule: messenger RNA, 612 nt
Organism: Coccomyxa subellipsoidea C-169
Lineage: Eukaryota; Viridiplantae; Chlorophyta; Trebouxiophyceae; Coccomyxaceae
Exons: 7
Coding region: 1-612 (203 amino acids)
Source: RefSeq, a predicted model, not a curated record
AUGAGCGUCGGGAAGGUCCUGUUCGUCGUCGUCCUCGCAGGAUUUGCUGGACUCAUCCUCGGAUCUUUGGAGAGCGCUGAUGCUUCACAAUCCGUCCAGGGUGAAGCGGGAGCUUCCAAGAGGCUCCUCCAGAACUGGGAGGCAGUCCGGCCGUCCUCAUCCCGCCGCCUGCUGACUGACAGCGGCGUCACAAUCGUGAUCAAGAAAGAUCCGCCCACUCCCAGUCCACCACCACCAUCAGUGAUAAUUAUCAAGAAAUCCAGCAACGAUUCUUCAAGCUCUGACUCGAAGGUUGUGAAGAUUGUGAAGUCAGCUCCAUCGCCGCCGCCUCCCUCCAAGCACCUCUUCUCCAAGUCCCUGCUUGAAAAGGAGCGAAGCGUUCGCCAGCCAACAGGGCGCCGCCUGCAAAACUGGGUAGCUUCCAAUGGCCACCCAGCGCGUGCCCUGCACAGUGACUUCCCUUUCUUUGUGAAGAAGGAGAGCUCCCCACCACCUGACACCGUCGUCGUGAAGAAGGAGAGCCCCCCUCCCAAGGCCAAGAAGAUCAUCAAGGUCGUGGCUCCUUCCCCGCCGCCGCCGUCCAAGAAGGUUAUCCUUGUCAAGAAGGGGUGA